AUGCGCAAGAUUAGCCUCGCAAUCUCACUACUCCAUCCCGCCGUUGCCACCACCGCAGCCUACCCAACCACUCCCGCUGCUGGUUCUGGCGAAUGCUUGCUAGGGGGCGGCGACGAUGUCCUCACGCCUCCUCGUCGAGAAGUUCACGGCAAUGGCCGAAUCUUCGAUAUCAGUCACAAGUAUGUCCCCGACAUGCCCGUUUUUGAGUCUAAGGAUGGCCUUGGCCACUUCCUCUGGCUUCAAACGAGCAUGAAAAACGGGUCUUUUGCUAAUAUCUCAGAAAUGAAGUUCCUCACUCACACAGGAACCCAUGUUGACGCUCCGGGUCACUUCUUCGACCACUACUUCGAUGCGGGGUUUGACGUCGAUACACUUGAUUUGGAAGUCCUCAAUGGUCCUGCACUUUUGGUCGAUGUUCCAAGAGAUUCAAACAUAACUGCCGAAGUUAUGAAGUCAUUAAAAAUUCCAAGGGGUGUACGUCGUGUGCUCUUCAGAACAUUGAAUACUGACAGGCGGCUGAUGUUUCAAAAGGAAUUCGACGCAAGCUAUGGGGGAUUCAUGGUGGACGGAGCAAAAUGGCUUGCAGAGAACACUGACAUCAAACUCACAGGUGUCGAUUAUUUAUCUGCUGCUGCUUACGAUGAUUUGAUUUCAUCUCAUCUAGCUUUUCUUGAAGGCAGGGAAAUCAUUCUGGUGGAAGCCCUGAAGCUUGAUGAUGUGCCAGCCGGAGUAUAUUCAAUCCACUGCUUACCUCUUAGGCUGGUUGGUGCUGAAGGAUCACCAAUACGAUGCAUUCUCAUCAAAUGAAUGGGGAACAUGCAA
This is a messenger RNA of Neltuma alba, 822 nucleotides long. Its product is annotated as cyclase-like protein 2. The coding region runs from base 1 to 807 and encodes 268 amino acids. Gene Ontology annotation, molecular function: arylformamidase activity. Lineage: Eukaryota; Viridiplantae; Streptophyta; Magnoliopsida; Fabales; Fabaceae. The record is from RefSeq and is a predicted model, not a curated record. The transcript is spliced from 7 exons.